This is a messenger RNA of Odontomachus brunneus, 1055 nucleotides long. Its product is annotated as actin-binding Rho-activating protein-like. NCBI's taxonomy places the organism in Eukaryota, Metazoa, Arthropoda, Insecta, Hymenoptera, Formicidae. Gene Ontology annotation, molecular function: actin binding. Gene Ontology annotation, biological process: positive regulation of Rho protein signal transduction. The record is from RefSeq and is a predicted model, not a curated record. The transcript is spliced from 4 exons. Bases 222 to 728 code for a protein of 168 amino acids.
GCGUCGCGACGCCGUUACUCACGCCAGCGGAAGCGAGCGUACGUCGUGGCGACGCGUCGAUAUAUCGGAAGUGGAAAUAUACCCCGCACUGUCGGCCCGAGGCGGUUCCUAUUCCACCACUUGACUGAAACCUCCUUUUCCUCUUCCAUUGUAAAACAUCUCGUCAAGAGACAAAGAGUAUCGUGGUUUUGUCUGCAAGUUAUUCGGAUUAAUCGCUGACGAUGUCCUCGGUUAUGUAUGAGUCCUUGGGCGCCAAGGUUGCUAUGUUCAACCAGUAUGCCAGCAAGCACAAGGACAAGCAGAGCAAGAAUCCAUUCACGUCCGGCUUGAACAUCGAGAAGCCGAAAUUCUCCAAGGAGGAGUACGGCAGACCAGAAGCAGGCUCUAAGUCGGAUAUCCGCGGUCGCAAGGCGAAUGCCCACGUGCUAAAGGAGAUCCUGGAGCUUUGCGAGAUUAUCAGUCAGGAGGGCACACCUUGUCAAGAUCAGCCUGACGUAAUCGGCAUCACGUUCGGCGACAUCUUCAACAUUUACACUAACAUCAGUAACAAAUGCGUGGGACUGCUGCUGAGGGCGAGGAAACUAAAGUUUUUGGAAUUCGAGGGCGAGUGUCUCUUCCAGAGGAGAGACGACAACGUGCCGAUAUUCCUGGUGAAACCUCUCGAAGAAAUCCGCAAGGAGUAUAAUCAGCGGCUAGAAGAGACCAGGAGAGAUACACUGGAUAGUUAAUGCGAAUUAUGUUUCCAGGAAAAUCCCCACGAAAAUUUUGCCUACGCUCGAAGUGACGACAUUCGCGACUGCCAUCGACAGCUACCGGUCUACCUGUAUUUAUUCUGUAUUUUAUAACGCAAGAGUCCGUAUAGCGCGUACUUUGUACUUGACUCGUUGGAUUUUGUAUGUUGAAUGAAUGAAUGCUGCUCGAUGUAAAUAGUUCGGCGCGAGUGAGAUACGUUAGAAAGUAACAAACAAUACAAUUUUUACGGUACAUUUUGUCGGGACGUUGCCAACUUUGUAAAUAUACAGCGCGUAAUAAACAAUUAAUGUGUCUCCGUCGGA